Molecule: messenger RNA, 1729 nt
Organism: Trichomycterus rosablanca
Lineage: Eukaryota; Metazoa; Chordata; Actinopteri; Siluriformes; Trichomycteridae
Product: EEIG family member 2-like
Exons: 11
Coding region: 273-1376 (367 amino acids)
Source: RefSeq, a predicted model, not a curated record
GUGUACCGACUCGCUCAGAACGACACACCGUUAACAGGGGGUGAGGUUAGUUCCCGGUAGAGGGCAAUGAUGCUACUCAUAGUCAACUGAAGUAAACAUAAUGAGGAAGAAAAUAUAAAUAUAAAUCUUAAGUAACAUCGUGGCAGCGUCAGUAGAGAAGUAGAAGUGAUCCAGUGUCGAGUAAAGCGGUACUGUAUCAUAUACAGUACAUACAAACUUCAGCGUCUCAUCCCUGUGCUGCUAUUAUAGCAUUUUUAACUGCACUUAACUCAAUGUCUUUCAUUAUGAUGAGGAAAAAGAGGUUUAAAUUUAAAGUGGAUUUUGAACUAGAAGAGCUCUCUUCUGUACCGUUUGUUAACGGGGUUUUAUUUUGUAAAAUCAGAUUAACAGAUGGAGGUUUUACAGAGGCAUCAUCGAGAGAGUCGGUUGUAGCGAACUGUGUACAAUGGAGGAAAAAGUUCUCAUUCAUGUGCAAGAUGAGUGCGAGUGCUGGGACUGGAGUUCUGGAUCCAUGUGUGUGCAGAGUAUCUGUGAGAAAGGAGCUUAAAGGUGGAAAGUCAUUUAAAAAGCUUGGUUUUGUUGAUCUGAACCUGGCUGAGUUCGCUGGCUCAGGAUGCACAACACGCCGCUGCCUCCUGGAGGGCUAUGACACCAAGCGGACCCGCCAGGACAACUCUAUACUGAAGGUAGUCAUCAGUUUGCAGCUGAUGUCAGGUGAUCCCUGCUUCAAAACGCCCAUGUCUACAUCAACGACCAUCAGUUAUCCUGGAGAGACAGAGAGUCUUCAUGAAGACAGGAAAGGUGGCGAGAUUACAAAUGAAAACCCAGGAAAAAGCCGCUCUGGUUCUCUUCUUGAUGAGUAUGGGGGACGUGGUCACUCCAGAACCUCUAGCUACGCCAGCCAGCUGUCUAAGCUAUCAGACUACAGUACAAGUCACUCAUGCUCCUCUAGCCUGACUGAGCUCUCCCACAAAAGGAAUAUGUCUGUGGGUAGCGCCUCCAUAGGUGUGGGCAGCCUGCCAGAGAUCGAGGACAGAAAGACUUUCCCUCCUCAUCCUACUCACUCUACAGCUAGCGAACCCCAAAACCUCGCCUCUCUGUUACAUCCCAACAGCACAGACAGAGCCAAUAGGCACCUCACCAAGCAAGACUCAGUAGAAUCUCAGUUGAAGAGAAUGGAUGCUACAAGAGUAGAUGCAGAUGACAUAGUGGAGAAGAUCUUACAGAGCCAAGACUUCAGCCACAGUAUUCUGGACUCCAGUGCUGAGGAGGAAGGUCUGCGGCUCUUUGUUGGCCCUGGUGGCAGCACCACAAUUGGCACGAGACACACGAGGAUUGGUGCAGGCGCUUUUGAGCAGGUGGUUAUUAAACGCUAGACUGAUACAGAGCCGAGAUAAGGCGACAUCCUGUUCUGAUACGUGUGGUUUUGGCAUUUUGAAAGACUUGUGGCUAAGCAUCAAGACUGAAACAUCACGAUAGUCACGGAGAGGUCUCGGAACAGGAUGCUACAUCAACACCGUCUAGUGUUUAAAUUGAGCAGGGCAUUAGUUUUGCUUCUUUGAUAAUGCUGCUUUUCUCCCUACAGCUGGUCUGUAAUUCUCACACAUUAAGGUCAAUGGUAACAAUACAUUUUAGGACUGUAAAGAGAAGCUCUGGAGCUUCUGUUGGAUUGAUAAAUAAGAACUGCUUCUAUGUCAUGCAAAACGUUUUCUCUGGAUGUUUAUAAAGU